Molecule: messenger RNA, 4616 nt
Organism: Brienomyrus brachyistius
Lineage: Eukaryota; Metazoa; Chordata; Actinopteri; Osteoglossiformes; Mormyridae
Product: zinc-binding protein A33-like
Exons: 2
Coding region: 1308-2702 (464 amino acids)
Molecular function (GO): zinc ion binding; protein binding
Source: RefSeq, a predicted model, not a curated record
UACACUGUCCACCAUGUCCACUAUAUAUAUUCCUAUUCAUACACUGUCCACCAUGCCCACUGUAUAUAUUCCUAUUCAUACACUGUCCACCAUGCCCACUGUAUAUAUUCCUAUUCAUACACUGCCCACCAUGCCCACUGUAUAUAUUAAUAUUCAUACACUGUCCACCAUGCCCACUGUAUAUAUUCCUAUUCAUACACUGUCCACCAUGCCCACUGUAUAUAUUCCUAUUCAUACACUGCCCACCAUGCCCACUGUAUAUAUUCCUAUUCAUACACUGCCCACCAUGCCCACUGUAUUUUUCCUAUUCAUACACUACCUACCAUGCCCACUGUACAUAUUCCAAUUCAUACACUGCCCACCAUGCCCACUGUAUAUAUUCCUAUUCAUACACUGUCCACCAUGCCCACUGUAUUAUUCCUAUUCAUACACUGCCUACCAUGCACACUGUAUACACUGUCAUUUGCAUAUUGCUGAUGCUCCGUUCUGGAAGGUCCUAUGCUGCCUGCCACUAAACUGUAAUUAUUCUGCCUCCACAGGCCGUCUGGGUUCGGGUUUCAUCCAGGCCGCCGGGAACCUGCUGUCACUCCAGGCCCAAAAACAGGCUGACCGUCGUGUACUGAGAGCUGGAAUUAUUAUUAUUAUGAGCUACCAUGUUUCAAAAUCCCUAAAAUUAGAGAACAUGAGGUGAAAGUUAACAGUCAGCACUAUUGUUGGGGUAUAUAUGAAAAUAUCAGACUUAUUUAAUAGCAAAAAUUACAAUAUAUAUUUGCAUCCUUGGGUGACCCCUAUGGCUUAAUAAGCCGUACCUUAAGAGAUUCUCACAUGAAGUUUCGUUUUUAAAGAACAGAAAAGGUGUGUCAUUAAGCCACGCAGCCCUGUGUGAAUAUCGAUGCGCUGCUAUCGCUUUAAGAUCAGAGGAGCCAAUCACAAUCAUAGAAACUUGGGGUGGUCAUUGACAUGCUUCUACGGAAACGAAACUUAUCCAUGUAUAAAGGCUUCAGGUUGGAUUAAUAAAAUUGAUUACCCUGGUUUUUGGAACAGCGAUAUAUGGCAGCAGCUUGAAGGGAAAUCCCAGUGGUAAGGAAAUGAAACCUACCAUCCCUUUAAGGCAGGAAGUAUGGCUGUACAGUGAAUUUCUUUUUACAAACCUCAAUCUUAUAUGCACUUGCACGUAGUUGCAGCUAGAACAACCUGAUCUGGUUUUCCCGAGAAUCACCAGUGAAACGGACACUGAUUUUAGAAGGGACUACGCAGAAAAGUUUGUCAUAAGCGCUGUGAAACUAACUUGACUCUCAAACAAAAGUAUGACUUCAGCUACCAUUCAGAUGUCUGAGGAACAUUUGCGGUGCUCAAUUUGUUUGGAAGUGUUCUCCUGCCCAGUGUCUAUCCCAUGUGGCCACAGUUUUUGUAAACACUGCAUCUGUGAGCAAUGGAGCAGUAAAGACAAACAGCAGUGUCCGUUGUGUAAGACAAUAUUUGACGAACCAGUUAAUCUUACUGUAAAUGUUGCUUUGGCUGAGAUCACCAAGGAAAUGGGGCGGAAAACACUGAAACGGUCAUUCGAGUCCAGUGGUGUGGUCUGCGAUGUCUGUGUUGGUGAGCAGCUUGAUGCCGUGAAGACUUGCCUGCAGUGCCUCUCAUCUUACUGUGACAGCCACGUUCAGGAACACCUGAUCCGAUAUGAGGAGCACGAGCUGGUCAGCCCGUUGGGGAACCCAAAGGACGGAAUCUGUGAGGUGCACAGCAAGCUCCUCGAGAUGUUCUGCAGGGAGGAUGAUAUGUGUGUUUGCGUACUGUGUGCUGAGGUGGACCACAAGAUGCAUCACCUUGUGCCAGUAGAGAGUGAGUGGACUGAGAAGACGACCUGCUUGAGGAACACUGAGCUUGAGGUCAAGCAGAAAAUCCUGGACCGCCUGAAGAAGGUGGAGGAACUCAGAAAACUAGUUAUGCUUGGUGAGAAGAAUGCAGAGAAAGAGAUUGAGGAAGGUGUUCAGGUAUUUACUACUCUGAAGCAGACUAUUGAUGUUUGUCAGGCCAGUCUCAUUAAUGAGAUUGAGCAGAAGCAGAGAGCAGUGCAGCAGAGAGCAAAGGAACUCAUUCAGGCUCUCGAGAAUGAGAUCACUGCGUUGAAGGUGAAGAGUGCUGAGCUGAAGAGGUUCUCCAACAAUAAGGAUCACAUCAACUUCUUAAAGACCUUCUCAGCUGUCUGUGCUCACCCAUAUACACAAGACUGGUCUGGUGUUUCCAGUCACACUGUCAUGUGUGUGGAGACUCCUAGACUUUUCCUGUCCGUGCUGAAGGAGCACAUAAAACAGCUGGAGACCAGAAUCAUUCAGGCUGAGUGUGACAACGCCAAGAAGCAUGCAGUGGUUGUUAACCUGGACCCCCGUACUGCACAUCCAAACCUAGAGGUGUAUGAAAAUUGUACAAGAGUAAAGUAUACUGGCGAUGGCCUGAAAGACAAAAGUCUGAAGAGAUUUUCUUAUUUCAGAGCUGUUCUAGGAAAAGAUGGCAUCACUUCAGGGAGACAUUAUUGGGAGAUACAAGUAAAAAAUGCAUCUUGUGGUUUAGGUGUAGCUGACGAAUCUGCCAAACGAAAGCAAUCAGUUAAAUUAUCACCAGAAAAUGGUUUCUGGGUUGUUACCAACAGAAAUGAAAAUUUUAAGGCAAUGAGAAAGACUUUUGUACCCAGCCAGUAAAGAUGAAGACCCAGUGAUCGUCUGCCCUGUUCCUGCUGCUGCAGAUUAAUGGAUUUAUAAAGGGAGAGAAGUGACCCUUUGCCGAUCUGCAUGGGACGCUUGUCCAUCACGAGGAACAAGCAGAGGCUCCUCAGGCAAUUCAGAGGGUUAGUUUUUAGACAAUUUUCAUGUUUCUAACGUCUUUUUUAUCUUGCUUAUGCAUGUAUGUGUUGGGAUAUUGUAACUGUCAUGUCGCUCUUCAUACGAAAGUCGAGUUAAUCUUGUCUGUCAGGUUUCAUUCCCAGGUUGAUACUCUUGCUUCAAACAUGUGGCUCCUGAGAUAUUUUCUUUUUAGCAGUAAGGUUGUAAAUAAGGUCAGAGACUCCUGGCCUCUACUAUAUGAUUUCAUCAUUAUCAAUUUAUUUGUUUAUACUAAAACAUAAACUGUGGAUGUUUCUCCUUUGAUGGUUGAUUAUCUAGUUAGUGACACUAAGAUGAAUUGGAGUUGCCAAGUGUGUGUGUCUGUCUGUGUGUGUGUGUGUGUGUCUGUGUGUGUGUCUGUGUGUGUCUGUCUGUGUGUGUAUGUCUAUCUGUGUCUGUGUGUGUGUCUGUCUGUGUGUGUGUGUGUCUGUGUGUGUGCAUGUGUCUAUGUAUGUGUGUGCGUGUGUCUGUGUCUAUGUGUAUGUGUGUGUCUGUGUGUGCGUGUGUCUGUGUGUAUGUGUGUGUCUGUGUGUAUGUCUAUCUGUGUCUGUCUGUGUGUGUGUGUGUGUGUGUGUGUGUCUGUGUGUGUCUGUCUGUGUGUGCAUGUGUCUAUGUAUGUGUGUGUGUCUGUGUGUGUGCGUGUGUGUAUGUGUCUGUGUCUAUGUGUGUGUCUGUGUGUGCAUGUGUCUAUGUAUGUGUGUGUGUCUGUGUGUGUGCUCUGCGAUGGGUUUGCCCCCCAUCCUGGAUUGUUCCUUGCCUAGCACCUGUAGUUUCAUCGGUAAGAAGAUAUGGAAAAUUAACAGAUGAGUUUCUGUUUAGUUCUUAUAAUUUAGUUACAGUUUCAAUAAUUUUAUUUCUAGGGAGAGGCUGAAGGUUGUAGAGGUAUUUAUGUGCCUGAUCUUUAGAGAAUCCUACGCAGUGACCAUUAUGUACUAAUGAUAAACUAAAUGUGAAUGAAUUGGUAAUGGGGUCUGGAUUUUUCUAUGCAAAACCAAUAUAAAUGUCUUUCAAACUCCUUCCUACUUUUAUUAAAUGAAAUAGAAUCUACUCAGAUCCCUAGAAUUUGUAAAUAAUACAAUUUUUUAUUUUAUUGCAAAAAGAACCUUGCAAAUUUUGGCUACUGCUCGAAUUUGUUUUCCAGGUCAACAGUUAAAUACUGAAUAUACUCUAUUUCAGUGUAUAUUAAUACUAGCCUUGUGUAUGUUUAUGAACGCAAUGUCCCGUAAUCGCUUUUCCUUUAUCUGAUUUCUUUCUUUUUUCUUUUUUUGCAUAAAUAAUUGUAUCCUGUUGGCAAUUGCUGAUUGUUUUUUCAAUUUACAAAAAAUAAAUAAUUACAGGAAGUACUUGGCGAGCCAUUUUAAUGCAUUAAAUACGAGAGAGAGAACAGCAAUUUUUGUUGAUUAAUAUUCAAUAAAUACAUCGUUUUACAAAAUGUAUGUUGCACACCGACGUGUAUGUAUUACAUCAAUGUGUUUAUUGAAAAGUAUAAUUUGGUAUUAUAAACAGCUAGGGUUAACUGCCUUGACGUGUUUUAGGAUUAUCUGGGUUAAAGAGCGGGCUGCUGUCGUUUUAUUGCUUUGAACUUUCUUUUAAUUAUUAUGUUCUUAAAGUUGUAUGGUAGUUAAGAGCAAUCACAUGCUAAUGUUUAUUGAUAUAUUUAGAUGCAUAAAUAUGGUGACACAAGCAAUAAAUGUAUUAAUCGAUGCAUUAAAUGUAACUGAGGUACAAAAAUAA